Messenger RNA from Phytophthora sojae, 786 nucleotides. RefSeq lists its product as hypothetical. Lineage: Eukaryota; Oomycota; Peronosporomycetes; Peronosporales; Peronosporaceae. The record is from RefSeq and is a predicted model, not a curated record. Bases 1 to 786 code for a protein of 261 amino acids. The transcript is spliced from 4 exons.
AUGGCAGCUCGACGCAAAGGGGCCGAGUGCGAGGGCGUGGCCUGUGAGCACGCGCUGGGCCAGCAGCCACUGCAACUGUACGCGUAUUUGUGGUCCAAGGCGAGUGCGGACGAAGAUGGCAGUGGCAAGAAGGUGUUCUCCUUCGUCCUCACGGAUACGGUCGUGUUCAAGCGCCAGAAGCCCGUCAAGUGGUUCUUCACGUCCAAGCAGGAGCGAGGGAAGAUUCUGUGCAGAACCAAAAGGUUCUUGUCGACGACUCGAGUUAUGCAGGAGUUUCUGGCGCCGAGAUGGGCUCCGCACACUCUGCCCAAGCUGGACAGCGACAAGCAGAUUCUAGCCACGUACACUUACUUGGACCGGCCGUCGGUGCAUGAAGAGAUGCGUAUGGUCGUGGAGCACCUCGAUAAGGAUGGCCUUGAACAUUUACUGGAAGAUCGUGAGAUGCCUAGUCUGAGCGUUUUGCAGCGGUUCAUCCCCACCAAGUCGGGAUACAAUCAUACCGUUAGGUCGGUGUAUACGGUGGAUGGUUGCUCGGUGCAGAAGUGUAUCAGCCCAUUUUUACUGAGUGACGAGGAAGUUAGCAUGGUAAAACGCACUGCCACGUUUGAAGUCAACGAUCCUAUGCUUCGCCAUCGCGACGUGACGGAUAAGGAAGUGCUGAAGACUGUCGAGAAGAUCAAUGGAGAGAUCGCAGCGCAUCUGGAGCCUAUCGUAGGGAAGGAGAUGGUUCGCUUCGUCAACUACUUCAAGGUAAAAUCACGAUACCAACCUCCACAUUACCCAUAA